Messenger RNA from Penicillium samsonianum, 2535 nucleotides. RefSeq lists its product as uncharacterized. The coding region runs from base 1 to 2535 and encodes 844 amino acids. The transcript has 3 exons. The record is from RefSeq and is a predicted model, not a curated record. Lineage: Eukaryota; Fungi; Ascomycota; Eurotiomycetes; Eurotiales; Aspergillaceae.
AUGCAUCGUGAAAUGGAUCGUGAUCAGACCACCAGGGAUCUUUUCCCUGCCUUAGUUGUGCAAUUGUGUCGAGAAACAAGCGGAACCCCUUCAAUUGAUGAAUCGGAUUCUGCUGUUGAUGCGCCUACAGCAACUUCAAGCCCUACGCUACGUUUGCCUGUUGGCUGCACGUUGCAAUCCCAGGAGUCUGCUGUUCCUCGUGCCGGUCCUAUUUUACAAUAUCCAACGUCUAUCUACUUUUUCCCUCAGCUAACCACUGACGGCAACGACUCUGACCGCGAAGCUGCUUCGCCUGUGCCUGAUCUACCUUCGCUCCCGUCCGAUUCGGAGUACAAGGCUUCGAAUUCUCAAUCUGCUUCUUCCCCGGAGUCCUCCCGACAGAACACCCGUUCUCGUCGGACAACUACUCAAGUUCGGGGCAUUCCUGUUAGAUCGACUCGAGUUAGAUUUGCUCCAGUUGGAGGAAAUUCUGACCAGUACCUACCUACAGCGAGUCGCACUAUUUCUUCUCGUGAUACCCCUCGUGCUUCUAUCCCAACUCGCGAUUGUCAGAGCACUAAUACAGACUCUACGAAUGCGGAGGGACGCCCUGAGGACGUGACCCCCAUUGCCACUCCUAGGAUAAGACUUGUUUUCAGAAAGAGACCUCGCGAGGCCAUCCCGGACUCGGACGCCGCUUCAGACUCCACGAAUGCAAAGGAACGCCCUGAGGACGCGACCCCCAUUGCCGCUCCUAGAAUAAGACUUGUUGUCAACAAGAGAUCUCGUGAGGACUCCCCGGACUCUAUUCCUUCUCGUGCUAGUCAGGAAACUGCUACAGACUCUGCAAAUACAAAGGGACGCUCCAAGGACGUGACUCCCACUGUCACUCCUGUCAGGAUAAAACUCUUUUUCAAACAGAGACAUCGUCAAUCCGCCCCCUCCCCGGACUCCAUUCCCUCGACUGUUCCACCCGACCCCGUCAGCAGCGAGUACCCUUCGUCCCCUACAAAACACGGAAACCAAUCAUCCAAUAUUGACUCUGAUCAGCUGAAACCUGCUAAAAACACGCCUGCUGAGUCCUCUUUCAUCCCUCAGUCCAAUAUGGAUCCUCCUAAGCCCAGUGCUGAAAGCCCAUCUCAUGAGACUUCUUCUAACUACGACGAGGCAUCGACUAGUAUCAAUCCUACUUCGGAGCCCCCCGCUACUAGCGAAUCUCCUAAGCCCCGUUCAAGCUCUGACGAAGCUCCGUCCGGCGACGCUGGUUACCUGUCCCCUACACUGGGUUUCGUCCCUUCUACACCCCCGAACCCAUCUGUAGACUCUUCAAUGGAUCCUUCCAUGGACCCUCAUAUGGAUCCUUAUCAGCCACUUGAUUCAGCGGUAAUGCCAGGGAUCACCCCAUUUGAAGACCCAAAUGUCCUCCCAUCCACAUUCAUGUACCCCGAAGAGACUCCUGACUACAGCAACUGGAACAUUGACCCCUUGGGUAUCUACACCCCCUCCGAGUAUGCACUCAUCCUGGCGUCUGAGCAGGAGGUCCUACGUCAAAUGGCUGACCCCCAUACCGAUACUCCAACGUAUAGGUAUGCCCGGGAAGAAGAGCCGCAUUUCACAACAGUUGCUGAUAUGGACCGUAUCUUUGCUGAGAUGGAAGCUGCCGCUGCUGGCAUAGAUAUUCUACAGCCUGAAUAUUGGGCCGCUAUCGGCCGCGAUCAGCCUGUUCCACCUCAACCUGGUGCACUUGAGUCUGAUCAACCGGCUCAUGCACAAUCCGCUUCUGAGACCUUGCAGUCAGUAGAGGAAGCAGACACAGGCUCAGCCACAAAGCGUGCCCGGCACAGUUCACCCAAAGCAAAAAGCUCGACCCCAGAGCCAUCAACCACAAUUUCAGCUAGAACCUCAGUCUCGAUCCAGCGCCGCAGCGCCUCAUCCAAAACCAAGACCGCGACUCCUCCAUCUACGUCAACCUCAAGACGCCGCCGUUCCAAGAAGCAGUCAGUGACGCCUGCGUCUACCUCAGCAUCAUCCCGCCGCCGUUCCAAUACCAAGGUGAAGACCGAGACAGCUACUCCAGAGCCCCAGGUCACCAUCUCCCCGCGCCGUCUGCGCAGCUCCUACGUCAAUCCCAGCUCUAGCACGAAGAAAAACCCCAAGGGCAACCCAACCCCAGAGUCAUGGGAGACAGCAUCUACCGCAGACAAGAUGAUGUCACAGAUGAAAGAGACGGAGUCGAUGUCGUGGGAGGACAUCACCGCAGCAUGGAACGAGAAUCGAAGUGACUCAGAUGACGAGAUGACAUGGCGAGCGCUGAGCAAGCGAUGGGGACGAAUCAAGGAUAAAAUUGGGCCUUGGCCCGGUUUCGACGAUGCUCUUCUGGAUACCUUGCGAGAGUUCGAUUCAAAGCUGGAUGACAAGGGCUUUGCGCAGAUUGCUCUGGAUGUUUCGAUUGAGCUUGGCUGGGAGGUUUCCGGUGCGGCUUGCCAGGGUCGAUAUGAGGUCCUCAAGGAGUCUGGCAAGGUCAAUGUGAAGGGUAAGGGGAGGGCUCGGAAGUAA